GUAAGCCCUACCUAUUAUUGAUGGCCAAAUGGAUUUGUCCUCGAUUUGCCGCCAUUUUGUUUGUGCGAAUUAGGUAGGAGGAGCUGCAAAAAUUCAUUGUUUUUCGCAGAUUUUACCUCGAUUUGUGUCCACUGAGGAUACUGGAAGGCUGCAAGGAUGUAUAUCAAACAGGUGAUCAUCCAAGGUUUCCGUAGUUACCGGGACCAAACCACCAUUGACCCCUUCAGUCCCAAGCACAAUGUUGUGGUUGGGAGAAAUGGAUCAGGGAAGAGCAACUUCUUUUAUGCAAUCCAAUUUGUCCUGAGUGAUGAAUUUAGCCACCUACGUCCUGAGCAGAGGCAAGCUUUGCUACAUGAGGGCACAGGGCCCAGAGUCAUCUCUGCUUUUGUAGAGAUUGUCUUUGACAAUUCUGACAACAGGCUGCCGAUUGACAAGGAUGAGGUGACACUUCGCCGUGUUAUCGGCUCCAAGAAGGACCAAUAUUUCUUGGACAAGAAGAUGGUCACGAAGACAGAUGUGAUGAACCUCCUGGAGAGUGCUGGGUUCUCCCGCAGUAACCCGUACUACAUCGUCAAGCAGGGAAAGAUUAACCAGAUGGCGACAGCCCCAGACUCUCAGCGUCUGAAGCUCCUGAGAGAGGUGGCUGGCACAAGGGUGUACGACGAGCGCAAGUCAGAGAGUCAAAACAUCCUCAAGGAAACUGAGGGAAAGCAGGAGAAGAUUGAAGAACUGCUGAAGUACAUUGAGGAGCGUCUGGCAACCCUAGAGCAGGAGAAGGAAGAGCUGAACCAGUACCUGAAGUAUGACAAGAUGAGACGAUCCCUAGAGUACACGAUUCAUGACCACGAGCUGAGGAAUACACGCAACCAGCUUGAGGAUCUUUCCAAUAAGCGAGACAAGAGUGGGCAGCGCUCACGGGAGCUUCGUGAUAACGCACAGGAAGCUGGAGAUAAAUGCAAGGAACUGAGUAAAGAUAUCCGUGAACUGAAGGCCAACAUGCAGGCAUUGGUUGAGGAGAAGGACCAGCUGAUGUCUGAGAGACAGGAUGUGUUCAAACGCAGGGCUAAGCUGGAGCUGCGUGUACAGGACAUGGAGCAGGAACUGCAGGGGGACAGGGACAGUAAGACUCAUGCAGAGAUGGAACUGAAGAGGCUGCAGGAGGAGAUCGCUGAGCGACAGGAGGAGCUGGAGAAGAUCACUGAACCCUACAACCAGCUCCGCACCAGGGAGGAUGAAGUCACCAACAGGCUUGCCACCUGUGAACAGAAGAGGGCAGCGCUGUAUGCCAAGCAAGGUCGUGGGAACCAGUUCCGCAAUGAGGACGAACGGGAUAGAUGGAUCAAGAAAGAAGUGAAUUCACUGAAGAAGACUAUCAAUGACAAGAAGGAACAGAUUCGCAAGUUGACGGAGGACAUAGAUAGCAACAGCAGACGUCAGGAGGAGUUAGGAAACCAAACAAAGCAACGAACAGAGGAGAUGGAGAACCUGCGGGGCCAGAUGGACGAGCUCAACAGGAAGUACUACGAGCAGAAGACACAGAAGGACCAUCUGCAGAAUGAGCGCAACUCCCUGUGGCGUACAGAGAACAGCAUGCAGCAGUCCAUCGCAGGGACACAGGAGGAGCUCAGUAAGACACAACAGCAGCUACGCUCACUCACUGGCAAGGCCAUUCUGAAUGGAAUGGACAGUGUGCAUAAGAUCCUGGACAUGUGGCGACGAGAUGCACACAAGAAGAAGGUGGCUGAUGGUUACCACGGCACAAUGAUCGAGAACUUUGAAUGUGACAAAAACUUCUUCACAUGUGUGGAGGUGACUGCUGGGAACAGAUUAUUCUACCACAUCGUGGAUAAUGCAGACAUUGCAACAGAGAUCUUGAAGGAGAUGAACAAACGUAAGAUGCCAGGAGAAUGCAACUUCAUGCCACUCAACCGCCUGGAUGUGAGGGGCACCAACUACCCAGAGACACCAGAUGCUCUGCCCAUGAUCAACCAGCUGCGCUUCGACCAGAAGCUGAACAAGGCCUUCCAGCACGUCUUCGGCAAGACGCUGAUCUGCCGCAGCAUGGAAGUGGCCACGCAGUUCGCACGCACACAGAACCUGGACUGCAUCACACUGGAAGGUGACCAGGUGAGUCGCCGGGGGGCCCUGACGGGUGGAUAUUACGACACACGGAAGUCACGGCUGGACCUUCAGCAGACUAAGGUGUCCCUAACACAACAGCUGGAGGCACAAGAGACAGAGUAUGAUAUCAUGAAACAGAAACUGGAUGAUAUUGAAUCCAGGGUGACCAAUGUGCUCAGUGAGAUGCAGAAACUGGAGACUAGAAACAGCAAAAACAAAACCAUAUAUGAGCAGAUUCGCAGUGAUGUAGCUUACCUAAACGGGGAGUAUAAACGGCUCCGACCCGAUCUCAAGAUACGUGAAAUGGAGCGUAGUCUGGCCAGCCAGCAGUCAGAGCUGGAGGCCAUGAGGUCCACCAUGGAGUCCCUGCAGGCAGAGAUGGGCACGUCUCUGAUGUCCCAGCUCACCGUGGAGGACCAGGGAGAGGUGGACAGUCUGAACGACACGAUCGCAGCCCUGCGUCAGGAGAACAAGGACGUGCUGAAGAGACGGUACGACUUGGAGCAGCGGAAAAACAGGCUGGAGAACAAGAUCACUGACAACCUGAUGCGCCGUCGGGAGCAGCUACAGAUGGAACUUCAAGACAUUUCUGUGGAGAGUAAAAAGUCCCGGUUGGACACGGCCCGAGAGGAGCUGAGCACCCUGGCCAGAGGCAUGGAGUCAACAGUGGCCAGGCUAGAAGACAUAGAAGGUGAGGUGGACCACAUGAACAGGGACCUGUCUGAACUGCAGUCUAAUCUGGAGGAAUGGAAGAGAAGGGAGAAUGAGCACUCGGAGAAAAUCAAUGAUGAUGCCAAGGAGCUGGAGAAGAUGACCAACAAGCAGAGCCUGCUUCUAAAGAAGAAAGAGGAGUGUAUGCGCAAGAUCAGGGAGUUGGGCUCACUCCCCAGUGAUGCAUUCGAGAAGUAUCAGAGCCUGUCCCUGAAGGCUUUGUUCAAGAAGCUUGAGCAGUGUAACCAGGAGUUGAAGAAGUACAGCCAUGUGAAUAAGAAGGCGCUGGAUCAGUAUGUCAACUUCUCCGAACAGAAGGAGAAGCUACUGAAGAGAAGGGAUGAACUGGACAGGGGACACAAGUCCAUCAUAGAACUGAUGGAUGUGCUGGAACAUAGGAAAUAUGAGGCUAUCCAGCUCACAUUCAAACAGGUUUCAAAGUAUUUCAGUGAGGUAUUUGAGAAGCUUGUCCCGGGUGGAAAGGGGAAACUGAUCAUGAAGACAGAGGCACCAGAGAACCCUGAGGAUCAGGAGGGAGCCAGCCAGGCAUCAUCUCAGACCAGCCUGCCUCCUGUAGAGCAGUUCACAGGGGUGGGCAUCAAGGUGUCGUUUAACGAGCGUAAUGAGGGCAUGAAAGAGAUGCAGCAGCUGUCCGGUGGCCAGAAGUCUCUGGUGGCCCUCACCCUCAUCUUUGCCAUCCAGAAGUGUGACCCCGCCCCGUUCUACCUGUUUGAUGAGAUCGAUGCAGCUCUGGACUCCACCCACAGAACAGCUGUAGCACAGAUGAUCCAGGAGCUGUCGUCUGACGCCCAGUUCAUCACCACAACCUUCCGUCCUGAGCUGCUGGAGACGGCAGACAAAUUCUACGGAGUCAAGUACAGGAACAAGGUCAGCCACAUAGAAACCUGUGUCAAGCUGGAUGCCAUGGAAUUUGUCGAAGAUGAUACCACACGCCAAUAGGUCAGCCACAUUGAAACAGUUAACAAGGAUGAGGCUCUUGACUUUGUGGAAGACGAUUUGCCACACCAGUGAGGAAGUACAACCAUCAGUAUGUUACAACAGUCAACACAACAGGCUUGUCCAAUAUUAGGCAAACUACCUGAACAAAGUUCCACAUUCCAUUAAUACAUCUAGUGAUGUAUGUUUACCUGGUUGUGAUAGACAGCUGGUUCUAUUUAAUGUGUGCUUGACUUCUCACCUGGAAACUGGCAUCAGAUCAUCCUCGAGAUGCGUUGGUUGUUAAGUUCAGUUAUAGAUUCACUUCACUUCAAAUGAAGUUACAAGGCUAUUGUUUUCAAAAUUAGAAGAAAGGAAAUAGAGGUGUUAACGUUGUUCAUGCAAAGAUAUCUGGAGAAAAUGUACUUCAUCUAUUUCACUUUUGUUGUGGAGUAAAUCUGUAUCAACACAUCAAUUCCUUAUUAAGUUGUGACAGUGACUGUUUAGAUUUAGAUGGAUUUGGGCUGGUCAAAUUUAUAAAAAUUGUAGUUUUUUUCAAUUCUGAACCAGUAUUUUCAUGUUAGUUGUAGUUCUUGCCAUGUAAUAGAUUUGUUAUGUAUAUUGCCAACAAACAUUCCAAACAUUUACUGAUGAUAGUGUGUGUGUAUCUUAGCAUGCACCUAGCAUUAUAAAGUUGUAGUUUAUUGUUGUUGUUACGUUUUCUACCUAUAUAGUAAUCAUGAUUAUAUAAGAUUGUAUCUGACGAUGUUGAGGAUCGUUAUACAGUUGUAUUUGCAAUAUCUCAGAAUAAAUGUGUUGACAUUUUCAUUUUGA
Messenger RNA from Branchiostoma floridae (Florida lancelet), 4602 nucleotides. Its product is annotated as structural maintenance of chromosomes protein 3-like. The transcript has 37 exons. Gene Ontology annotation, cellular component: chromosome. The record is from RefSeq and is a predicted model, not a curated record. NCBI's taxonomy places the organism in Eukaryota, Metazoa, Chordata, Leptocardii, Amphioxiformes, Branchiostomatidae. Gene Ontology annotation, biological process: mitotic sister chromatid cohesion. The coding region runs from base 157 to 3792 and encodes 1211 amino acids. Gene Ontology annotation, molecular function: double-stranded DNA binding; ATP hydrolysis activity; protein binding.